This is a messenger RNA of Theobroma umbraticum, 969 nucleotides long. RefSeq names its product putative phospholipid hydroperoxide glutathione peroxidase. Gene Ontology annotation, molecular function: peroxidase activity. NCBI's taxonomy places the organism in Eukaryota, Viridiplantae, Streptophyta, Magnoliopsida, Malvales, Malvaceae. Gene Ontology annotation, cellular component: cytosol. Gene Ontology annotation, biological process: response to oxidative stress. The record is from RefSeq and is a predicted model, not a curated record.
AGACCAAGCUGUUAGCCUAGUUUCACAGUCGUAUAAAUUACGCUCCAAGGUUUUCCUUUUUUAGUUGUAAUAAUAUAUUCGAUGCUCUGUUCUCCGACGUAUCUCUUUCGACGAAAUCUUAGUGCGGUUGCUCUUUCUGCUUCUCUGCUUUUGUCUAAGCGUUUAUCACCGAGCUCCAAACAAACCCUCUUGAGUUUUCCUCAGAUUUCGCCAGUUUCUUUGGUUUCACCGUCAAUCGAAACAGGGUUGUCAAGGUCUUUCUUGGGUUGUUUCAGAUUUGAUCAUACUAUGGCUGGCCAAUCUUCCAAGGGGUCAAUCCAUGACUUCACUGUUAAGGAUGCAAGAGGAAAUGAUGUUGAUCUAAGCAUUUACAAGGGCAAGGUCCUCUUGAUUGUCAAUGUUGCAUCACAAUGUGGCUUGACAAAUUCCAACUACACUGAGCUGGGUCAACUGUAUGAGAAAUAUAAAGAUCAAGGUUUGGAGAUUCUGGCAUUCCCAUGUAACCAGUUUGGAGGUCAGGAGCCAGGGAGCAAUGAGCAGAUCUUAGAGUUUGCUUGCACUCGCUUUAAAGCUGAAUAUCCCAUAUUUGAUAAGGUUGAUGUGAAUGGUGAGAAGACUGCUCCCAUAUACAAAUUCCUGAAGUCAAGCAAAGGUGGACUCUUUGGGGACAGCAUCAAGUGGAAUUUUUCCAAGUUCCUAGUCAAUAAAGAGGGCAAUGUUGUUGAUCGUUAUGCUCCCACUACUUCUCCUCUUAGCAUUGAGAAGGAUGUAAAGAAACUGCUGGCUUGAUGCUGGAAGUUGCUUCCUCAGCUCAUAGUGAAUAAAGUAGAUAAUUUUAUGAAUAAAAAGCUAGUAUUACAAGGACGUUUCUCUGUUUUUGUUUCCCAAUCUACAAAGAUGGGUUAGACUGUACUAGAAUUUAGAAGCUGUACCCCUAAUUUACUUAUGGAUAAUUACAUAUUUCGUCCA